UGCACCAACAACCAGCUGGGGGAUGUUACUGCUUUGCACCAAUUUCCGGACCUGGAGGAGCUCAGCCUUGAAGGCAACCCCUUCCUGACGUGCAGAGCGGUGGCCUCCAAGCGGCCAGAUAAUGUCCCACUCGACCUCCCUUCCAUCAAGCGAGUGUGUUCCUCCCCAGCAGCCAAGACAGAGGACAAACCUGUGGACUCUGAUGGAGGGCAGGCUGCCCUACACCUGGAACCCCUGCACUUCCUGCAGUGCCAUAGCAGAAACAGCAGCCCUAAGGACCUGGAGACCCAGCUGUGGGCCUGUGCCUUUGAGCCUGCCAGGGAGGAGGGACACUCGGGGGCCACAGCACAGACUGUGGCCACAUGUGGGGGGGUAGACUGCCAGACAGGCAUCGUUCUCCAUAAAUACAAGGUACCAGGCGAGGACUUCUUCUCGGUGGCCUGGACAGCCCUGACGGUGGUCACCCAGGCAGGACACAAGAAGCGCUGGAACAUGCUGGCAGCUGCAGGCCUCCGGGGCAUGAUCCGGCUGCUCCAUGUGCGUGCAGGCUUUUGCUGCAGCGUCAUCCGAGCCCAUAAGAAGGCCAUUGCCACCCUCUGCUUCAGCCCCACCCACGAGACCCACCUCUUCAACUCAUGCUCAACUGCAGCUCUGUCCCCUUGCGCCUCUGCCCUGUUGCCCCCUGUCCGGAUGACUUCAUGAUAGCUGGCUGUGAGGGAGGCUGCUGCUGCUGGGAUGUGCGGCUAGACCAGCCCAAAAAGCAAAGGGUGUGUGAAGUGGAAUUAAUCUUCUCUGAAGACUCCAAGAUGUCAGGGCAGAGAGUGGACGGGCUGGCAUUUGUGAGUGACGAUGUUGUGGCCUCUAAAGGGAGUGGACAGGGCGUUAUCUACCUGUGGAGCUGGAGCCAGACGUGGGCAGGCCGGGACAGCCGGUCUGUGUUGCCUGUGGUCAUCCUGGCCCGGCUGCAGUGGUCACCCACCAAUUUGGCUUACUUCUCACUCAGCACCUGUCCUGAAAGCAGCCGCCUCCACUGGCAGCAACUCCGCAGGCCCCAACUCAGAUCCUGAAAUGGCCUCAGCCAGUAGCACAGGGCCAACCAGUGACCAAGACCAUGGUAAACACGGUUGUGGCCAAUGCAGCUUUUACGUACCUCACUGCUCUGACUGACUCCAACAUCGUGUCCAUCUGGAGGAGUUGCUAGCUUGCACAGGCAGGGUAUCAGGGUCACAGCGUAUCAGCUUGGGGCUAAUGGUAGAGGUUUUUGUACCAGUGAGUAUUUUUAUUAAAUUCUCUACUGUGGACUAAGAGGCCAGUAGAAGCAGCAGCUUGCAAACAGAGAUCCAAGGACAAGGACCUCCCUCCCCAGCAGCCCCAGGGUCUGCCGCAGUCUGUGGUUAGGUCUCUUGUGUGACAGGCCACCUGCUGUGCACAGGUAACCCACAUGCUGCUGUCCUGCUGCAUAUGGGUCUUUUCCUGCUGUACUUUAUUAGGAAAAUAGCAAUCUAUAUACAGAACAGGGCAACAUCCAGCUACAGAGAGGAGAGGGUGGCUGUUAUCGAGAAUACUGAAAGGAGCCUGAGGGUGUGUGCACCAGCCUUCCAGCCAUUAAGCAAUGCUCCUUUUAGCUGCUACUCAAUUCCUUCUUGCUUGUCCUUGAUGGCCACCUGAAGAGGAAGGACAAUGGCAGUGACUACAUGGAAUGACCCCAGUAUCCCCUGCUUGUGUGGCACCAGGAACCUGGCACUGCAGUCCUUCUAGAAGUUCUCCAGAGACUAUCACACAAGGCAGACCAGUACCCAAAGGCUCAAGGGUGCAGGUGCUUCAGCAGGUUCCACCUUCCCUGCUCUGAGGCACCUGUUUGCUGAGGGCUAGGGAUGGAGCCAAGUGAGAUGAAAAUCUCAAAAGGUGAGGGUCCCUGACCAAUAACUGCGACUCCCAUCCUGGGAUGAAGAUUCCCUCAGGAGUCUCAGAAGCCUUAUGAGCCAGAAGAGCCAGUGGCAAAGGGGAGAGAUUUUGGUUAUGGUUUUUGAUGCUGAAGAUGGUACCUAAGGCCUUGAUUGUGCUAGGCAAACAAUGUACCACUAAGUUAUGUCUCGGACCCUGAUUGGGGGAUGCUAGUUGGGGACGGGGCCAGCUCUGCUGCUGAAUCAACACAAUUCACAAGUCCCUGCCCAGCUGCUUACCCGGAAUCGUUCCUCCAGCAGAGAGAGCUCACUGAUGAGGUCUGUGAUGGCAUUGGUGAAGGCCUCCUGAGGACUGUAGUCUGGAGUGGUCUGCACUCCUUCAACAGCUGGCUGAGAAACAGGUGUACUGUGAGGGAGAUCAGGCCUGGCAAUCCAGCUGCUCAGGAAUACUAAGUUCAAGGCCAGCCUACCCAAUUUAGUGAGAACAAUUUAAAAAAUAAAGGACUGGGGAUGCAGCUUAA
Molecule: messenger RNA, 2425 nt
Organism: Cricetulus griseus (Chinese hamster)
Lineage: Eukaryota; Metazoa; Chordata; Mammalia; Rodentia; Cricetidae
Source: RefSeq, a predicted model, not a curated record